GUAGCGUCUAAAUCGCUGUUUGUCACUUGUGGAAAUACUGGAAGACACCACACAGGAAACUGAGGAUUACUUCAAGAAACAAGUCAGGACCCGUUGUGAUGGCUAUUUUGCCACCGCAAUAUUUCCUGGUACUACUCCUUUUGACCCAUUUUUGCCCAAGGACCACGAGAUGCCAGGUUGCCGAAAGUCACUUUUGCAACCGGGAGAAAGCCAUUGACGUCAUCGUAGAGGAAAAGUACCUCGCCGAGGAAUGGCAAACCCUAGAAAUACCACUGCAAGGCUAUAAAGACCGUCUGAGCCGCGGUGAUAACGUCCGACUGCUCAGACGAGACGAUGCCUCUGGCAUGUGCCAAGUCCAGGUACUCCAGACGGUGGAACGUACACGACCUAGACACCAGACCCGGCUUCGAGUGGUCCGGGACUGCUGCCAAGGCUGGUUGGGGGACAACUGCAACAUUCCAAUAUGUGAGCCGGAGUGUGUGAAUGGACAGUGUAUCUUCCCACCUGAUAUUUGUCACUGCUCUCCCGGGUACACAGGACCCACGUGUGAAACACCUGUGUGUGAUCCAUCUUGUAUGUUUGGAGAAUGUACUUCUCCUGACCAUUGUGAAUGCUCUACUGGGUUUUCUGGACCAACUUGCGACAAAGCCGUGUGUGAACAUGGGUGCUUGUACGGGGACUGCAUAUCUCCAAACCUCUGCAAAUGCGACGACGGAUACGAGGGUCUGUCAUGUGAAAAUGCUAUCUGCAACCCGGAAUGUGUCAGCGGUGUCUGCGUUGCUCCAGAUGAAUGCCAUUGUCACCCAGGCUUCAGCGGAAAAUUGUGCGAGAAAGGACCUGUUGCCAACAAGGAGCACAAGUGCAAGCUGUGUUGUGGGGGCGCAUUCGUGUCAUUUGACGGCUAUUACUACACCUUCCCCACCGCUGGUUUGUUCAAUCUUGCCUCCUGUGACGACUGCGGCAUCGGAGCCUUCAGCGUACGAGUAGAUGCAAGUUACCCAUGCAACGAAGAGACGUGUCACAUUUACAACAAAGUAAUCAUCUCUUACAGAGUCGGUAGCCGUGACUUCACCGUUGAGCUCCUUCCCCAGCACGGAGUUCGCUAUGAGAAUCAAGAUGUUACAGACCUUCCGCUGAUUACAGACUUCGGAACCGUCUCUAAAAUUGGAGUGCACACAGUCUUCAAAGGGUUCCAAGGAAACGAUGUGAUAGUUCGUGUUGACACUAGCGGCAGCAUUGACCUUCGAGUGUCCGACCUGUUCAGGGGCUCCAUGAAUGGCAUGUGUGGAAACUUCGACUCAGACGCGGGCGACGACGAUGUCUCGACGGAGGUAGCCCAAGGAUUCGGCAUGUCUAGCGAAGCCAUCGAUCCUUUAGAUCCUUGCAACCUAGGGCAAAACGAACAACUGGCAGAUGCAGCUUACAUCAUCUGCUCUGAGAUGCUCGCUGGGGUACUAGACGGCUUUAGGGCCUGCUUCCGAAGUGUCAAACCGGCAAGGUACCAUGAGAUGUGUCUGUUUAGCAUGUGUCAGUGUCUUCGCCUGGUUGGCGACGCAGCGCCUGGGCCUUGUUUCACCGAGGGUAGGAAAGCCAUACUAUGCGACGUCCUGACGCAGUAUUCACGCGACUGCACGGCCGAAGGGGUUUUACCCAACUGGCGGCGGGAAGACCUGUGUCCUGUCCAUUGUGACAACGGGAUGGUGUACACAGAGUGUGGAUCUCCUUGUCCGCGAACCUGCGAAAAUUUGGAUUUCCAGGAAGAGUGUGAACAAUACUGCGUAGACGGCUGCCACUGCCCGGCUGGAACCUUUUGGGACCGAACAAAGUGUGUGUCGAGAGAGGAAUGUCCCUGCCCACGAGGAUCGGAUAUGAUCCCUGCUGGUAACGCCAUAACAUCUGGCUGUAAGCUAUGCACUUGUCUUGGAGGCAGAUGGGACUGUACCACCAAUGAGUGCAACGCCACAUGCAGCGUGUCCGGAGGUCACCAUUUCAAAACCUUCGACGGUUCCAACUACUUAUUCCCAGCCAGUGGUUCCUGUGAAUAUCUACUCGCAGAGUUGACUGACCCCAAUUUUAGCAUCCUGGUGGAGUUUGAAGAUUGUUCAGCAAGUUUGCGCUCUUGUCUGAUGAUCGUCAGUAUAGUCACUGCUGAUCAGUCAAUCUAUGAACUGAAUAGCCAAUCAUCUAUCAAGGCCUCUACACAGUCAGGGACGACGUCACAUAAGUUACCUUUCCGGGUAGAAUCUGCCGAUGGUUCCACUCUCGUUGCCCGGCAAGUGUCUUCAAUCUUCACCCGUUUGACCAUUGCCGAACAUGGUAUCGACGUACUGCUGGGCAGAGACGGUCGCCUGUAUCUUACACUGAAUCCUAAAUGGCAAACAAAGGUACAUGGUCUCUGCGGAACAUACAACAGCAAACAGAUUGACGACUUUACAGCCCUGUCUGGUGUGGACGCCAAGGCCAAGAUCAACUUCUUCGGCAACUCUUGGAAGAUGGGGCGUCACUGUCCCGACGUGGAGGAGGACGCGGCACUCCGGCCCUGUGAUCUGCACUCGCAGCGAGUGCACCUUGCAAACAGAAUUUGCAAGAUGCUUCGACAGCCACCAUUCAAUGAAUGUAACAAACUGGUUCCUGUAGAUAAAUACGAGGAGCAGUGCCGAGAUGCCGUCUGCGGCUGCCACGCUAGUGACAACCAGUGCCAGUGCCUGGCUUUUGCUUCUUACGCCCGUGAAUGUGUGGCGGCUGGGGACAAGUUUCACUGGCGAAGUGCUCAAUUCUGCCCCGUCAAAUGUCCCUCUGGAGAAGUCUACAAAAUUUGUGGAUCCAACUGUGUCUCAAGUUGUGGAGACAUAUCCUCGGAUCAGUUCUGCCAAGAGGAAUGUGUGGAGGGCUGUCAGUGCCCUGAGGGUAGAAUUCGUGACGUCGGGUCGGGCCAAUGCGUACCUGUGGAAGAUUGCUCCUGUGAGGUAGAUGGUGUGGUUUACGGAUCGAGACAGUCUUGGAGGAGAGGCUGCAAUGAAUGUUACUGUUCUGCUGGAACGUACAGGUGUACCGAAAAGGACUGCACAGCAUACGAGAGCUGUGCUGACGGAAUGGAAUGGCUAUUGUGUCAAGAGUGCGAGAGGACUUGCCAAAAUGCUUACCUACCGUGUGUGCAGACCAUAUGUACCCCUGGAUGUGGCUGUCCCGAGGGUAAAGUUCUGCAUAAGGGAACGUGCAUCCAGGUGGAGGAAUGUUCCUGCGAUUACAACGGCAAGAGUUAUAAGGUGUACGAGAAGGUCGCCAUGGAUUGCCAUGAAUGCAUGUGCAACACGGACCACAGAUGGAUCUGUGAUGAUGACACUUGUCCAUCGACAUGCAGCUCAUAUGGCGAUUCACACUUUGUGACAUUCGACAUGAGAAGAUAUAAAUUCCAAGGUGACUGUGAGUAUACUUUGGUCGAGGAUUUCUGCGGAGAACCUGAAGGUUCGUUUCGUGUCCUCAUCGAGAACAUCCCCUGCGGUGAGAAUGGUGUGACCUGCACCAAGGCAAUAAAAUUUACGCUGUAUGACACCACUAUUUACCUUGUGCGAGGCAGGCCUUACACCGUCACCGUGAACUCAGAGAUAGAUACUAAGGCUCGAAUUAAAAUGGAGGAUGCUGGAAUGUAUCUUGUCAUCAAAACUCCUGAUGGUAUUACCUUGAAGUGGGACUACGGAACAAGCGUCCACGUCACCCUCGAUCCCCUGUUGGCUGGACAGGUCUGCGGUCUCUGCGGUGAUUUCAACGGGGACGCCAAUGACGAUUUUAAGACCCGGAAUCGUGAGAUUGAGGCAAUGGGGCACUCCUUUGGUCAUAGUUGGAGAACCGUUGCAAACUGUGCUGAACCAAGGGAAGUGCUUUACCCAUGUGACUCCAUGCCCCACCGCCGACCUUGGGCAGAAAAAGUAUGCGGUAUAAUAAAGAAGUCGUUGUUUUCGUCCUGUCACAAUCUAGUCGAUCCCGAGCCUUACUUCCUCGCAUGCGUCUUUGAUACGUGCGCCUGUGACAGGGGUGCUGACUGCGAAUGCAUGUGCACUGCCAUUGCUGCAUACGCUAUGGCUUGCAACGAGAACAACGUUGCUAUGGCUUGGCGGUCCGAUGGUUAUUGCGCUUUGCAGUGUGAGAACGGAAGGAAAUACCAGGCUUGUGGUAAAAUCUGUCCAGACAAGUGCUAUCCAUCGCAUGCAAGCGAAGAUUACGGCUGCGAAACACACUGCGUGGAGGGUUGUCACUGUCCGGAGGGUCAGGUGCUUUUCCGCGACAAGUGUAUUGAGAGACAGCUUUGCCCUUGUUUCAUUGACAACGGCCGAGUGCAGAUCAAGCACGGCGCCCUUGUUGUUCGUGACUGCAUGCAGUGUAUGUGUAAUGGAGGACAUUUGGAAUGCUCUGGAACAAACUGCACACAGAGGGCUGUUAUUGCCACGAAGAAGCCGUGUGCACACAAGCCUCCCCCGACCUGUACCUGCCCACCGGGCUUUUCAUGUUGUGCAGAUCAGACCUUCUGUAUCCAAGACACCAAGUUCUGCGACGGCGAACUCAAUUGCAAAGAUUCGUCAGACGAGCUACAGUGUGACUGCGAAUACAAAGGCAUCAUACGCUCGUCCGGAGACACGUGGAGUGGAGAGGGGAGAUGUGAAGUUUGCAGAUGUGAGGCUGGACGCACCCGUUGUUUCAAGGAGUGCAAUAUCCUGUGCGACGCUCUCACAGAAGUGUUACUUCUCAACGAACAUGAUGACACACAGUGCUGCCAAUGUAAAAAAAUCAGUAUUCCUACAACCGCUUCACCAGUGACAACUACCGCAACUUCAGAGUGUGAGGAGGGGACAACGGUACAGCCCGAUGAAUGCCGAACUUGUGAUUGCAUUGACGGAACAUAUUCUUGCUAUUACGAUUGCCACAAACGACCCAACAGCUGCGCAGAGGGUGAGCAAUUGGUAUCCUUUGAAGACAAGUGCUGUGAAUGUGUCUCCAUCACAACAACACUUCCGUCCAUGAUGACUACGCCUACUGUUGAAUGUCUGGAUCCGUUUGUGGUUGGCGAGCCUACUUGUUGUCAGUACAUGUACCUUGACACAUGUGAAAUACCUCCGACGUUUUCUGGCUCCGAAACCUGCAACGCCUGCAAAAGGCAUCUGGUGUUUAAUGGCACACAUUGUGUAUUCCCAAACGAUUGCUUAUGCCAAGACGUUGAGGGUGUCCAUCAGGUGGGUUUUAACCUGGACACAAAGCCGAUUUAUUGGAUUAUUGACCAGUGA
Messenger RNA from Acanthaster planci (crown-of-thorns starfish), 5276 nucleotides. RefSeq names its product SCO-spondin-like. The record is from RefSeq and is a predicted model, not a curated record. NCBI's taxonomy places the organism in Eukaryota, Metazoa, Echinodermata, Asteroidea, Valvatida, Acanthasteridae. Gene Ontology annotation, molecular function: protein binding. Gene Ontology annotation, cellular component: extracellular matrix.